Messenger RNA from Paramuricea clavata, 464 nucleotides. The record is from the annotation of a GenBank genome assembly. Lineage: Eukaryota; Metazoa; Cnidaria; Anthozoa; Malacalcyonacea; Plexauridae.
AUGCUUUUCUGGCUGAUCACGAAACGAGCUCCGUGGAGCCUGGUUGAUUCUUUCGACGAUGUGGACAGUAUGUGUUCUGUAUGGGAUUCACUGAUGAAAUCCUUAAUUGACCAACAUUUCUCUUUAAAGAGAAAGCGGUUGGAAGACAGACCCACUCAUGCCUUGAUAGCACCACAUUCAAGCUCCUGAGAGCACGUGAUCAAGUGAACAAAAAGGCAAAACGAUCAGGACUGUCUCAUGACUGGACUGAAUACAAACGCCUUCGUAACAAAGUCAGCGAAAUAAAUAGAGAGCCAAGAACAGAUUACUUCAAAAACAAGCUUGAAAAAUAUCGUGGAAAACUUAAAGCUUUCUUGGACACAUUACGUCUGCUCCUUCCAUCCAAGAAAAAAUGCAAUGAAAUUGAAAAGUUAGUGGUUGGUCUUCAAGAGUUAAGUGACAAGCGUACAUUGCUAAUUCUCUAA